AUGGCCCUGUGGGAAUACGUCCUUAAUUGGUUACGCAGUCUAUUCUUCCUGCAGGAGAUGGAGCUCUCGCUCAUCGGCCUUCAAAACGCCGGCAAGACGUCUCUUGUUAACGUCAUCGCUACUGGCGGUUUCAACGAAGACAUGAUCCCAACGGUGGGCUUUAACAUGCGCAAGGUGACGAAAGGGAAUGUGAGCAUAAAGCUGUGGGAUCUGGGCGGGCAACCAAGAUUCCGGAGCAUGUGGGAGAGAUACUGCCGAGGCGUGUCAGCCAUCGUCUAUGUGGUGGAUGCAUCAGACCAUGACAACAUCCCAGUGUCCCGCAGAGAGCUGCAUGAGCUGCUCAGCAAGCCAUCUCUCGCCGGCAUUCCACUGCUGCUGCUGGGGAACAAGUGCGACAAGGCAGAAGCCGUUUCACGGGAUGCCCUCAUUGAAGCCAUGUAA
This is a messenger RNA of Closterium sp. Naga37s-1, 441 nucleotides long. Lineage: Eukaryota; Viridiplantae; Streptophyta; Zygnematophyceae; Desmidiales; Closteriaceae. The record is from the annotation of a GenBank genome assembly.